Molecule: messenger RNA, 705 nt
Organism: Aspergillus ochraceoroseus IBT 24754
Lineage: Eukaryota; Fungi; Ascomycota; Eurotiomycetes; Eurotiales; Aspergillaceae
Exons: 4
Coding region: 318-680 (120 amino acids)
Biological process (GO): vacuolar transport
Cellular component (GO): endosome
Source: RefSeq, a predicted model, not a curated record
UGUCAACCUUCUACACGGUCUGAACCCUAUUCAAAUCUUGCCUUUUAUUUUUGGCGCCUAUUAAAAUAUUACAACUUGCUACUGCUCCGCGAUCAUUACAAAUGGCAUCGGUUCUGCCUAACGUAUGGCAUCUGCGCCGAGUGGCAGAUACUGCCGCGAAGUCUUGUUCUAUCUGCCACAAGCCUUCUAGUAGUGUUCUGAUCACGCCAAAUAACAAGGAUUUCUUCUAUGUUUGCCCUGUCCAUCUCAAAGACCGCAAUUUCUGCUUGCCCAUUAUUGAUGCGGAAGAGGAAGCGGCAAAGAAAAAGCAGGAGGCUAUGGACCGCGAAAUAGAAAAAUUAAAGAAGGAGUAUGAAGAAAAGCAGCAACGGAAAAGCGAGAGAGAGAAAGACGCGAAGUCCAAAGAUGACUCCAAGGACAAAAAAGACCCCUCCGAGAACAACACUAAGAAAGCAGAUGCCGAGAAUAAGGAUGAAAAGGAAAGAGACGAAAAGAUUGAUGCUAUCAAGAAAGAACAAAGCACACCCUUGUCGGAUGACUCGCCUCGUAUUUUCUCUUUGCAUAAGAACUUUUACCAGAUGCGCAUCGACCGACUGCGUAAUGUCGAGGCUGCCAAGAGGAGCCGUCAACGACUACAGGAUCCCUCGUUCUUCCCGUCUGUUCCGUCCGGGGAUAUUUAAUGUAUCUCAAUGUCUUGGAAUGCCU